Molecule: messenger RNA, 1098 nt
Organism: Ceraceosorus bombacis
Lineage: Eukaryota; Fungi; Basidiomycota; Exobasidiomycetes; Ceraceosorales; Ceraceosoraceae
Source: the annotation of a GenBank genome assembly
AUGAAGGCCUCCGUCCUCCUCGCUCUCCUGCCAGCUUUGGCCAUGGCUAACCCGGUCGAGCUCGAAGCGCGCGAGAACUGGAACAUCCUCAAGCUCGGCAAGCCUUGCAAAGAGCCUUCCAGCUUCACCUCUGCCGUCAGCACCCGGGCAAUUGACACCACCAUCAUCAACAACGACGGCGCUUCGGUUCCCGGACAGAGUGGAGCUCGCGGCCACUUUGGCUUUAAGCUCAACUCCAAGGAGGACAAGAUUUGCUGGGACAUUACCACUGUCGGCGUGACCGGAGAGUACCAAUCUCCUGCCAACACUGCGACACACAUCCACCAAGCCGCUGCGGGAAGCGCAGGUCCGCCUCGUCUUGCCUUUCCCAACCCAGAGUUCAAGUACACCGAUGUUGAGGGCAAGGAGGUUCGCGUCAGCAAAGGCUGCGCUCAAGGACCCUUCAGCACUGGUCUGACCGUCGCUGGUCAACCGGGCGUCGACACUGGCUCUGCUUCGGGCUUUACCAUUGCCCAAAUUGAGAACAACCCCGUGGGAUUCUUUGCCGACACCCACACCGUGGCCUUCCCUGCUGGAGCCAUUCGAGGUCAGCUGCAAAAAUCCGAGGUGCCCGUCAAGAGACCCAAGCGCUUCACUCACUCUCUCAAGGGAGUCGCGACCGAUGGAAACGUCAUCACCCCUGCCCCCGCUCAGCAGCCCGUUGCAGGAGAGAAGGGUGCCAAAGCAUGGUUCAACCUGGACCUUGACGUCGACAAUGAGAUUCUCUGCUACCACAUCAAGACGAAGGGAGUGACUGGCAAGUACUUUUCUCAAGCCAAGACCUCCACCCACGUCCACCGUUCUCCCGCCGGAACUUCCGGACCUCCCGUCAUCUCCUUCAAGAACCCUCAAAAGGUGUGGUGGGGAUGGAAGACGCGCAAGAGCCAGGCUUGCGUCAAGGGUCCCUUCACCACUGGUCUCCUCAACCCUCAGGGACAGGACACUGGUAACGGCUUCAAGCUCGCUGACCUCGUGGCCAACCCUGAAGGAUGGGCCAUCGACACUCACACUGAGAAGUUCAUCCCUGGCGCUGUCCGCGGUCAACUCGCUCGCAAGUAA